Brassica napus (rape) is the source of this 584-nucleotide messenger RNA. RefSeq lists its product as uncharacterized. NCBI's taxonomy places the organism in Eukaryota, Viridiplantae, Streptophyta, Magnoliopsida, Brassicales, Brassicaceae. The record is from RefSeq and is a predicted model, not a curated record. The coding region runs from base 107 to 460 and encodes 117 amino acids. The transcript is spliced from 4 exons.
CCAAUUUUCACUUUUUGCAUUCGAACAUAUCUUAUAUAUAACUAGAACUAAAUGUUCUUUUAACGAUCAACUAGAACCUACAGCUUGGAGCUCAUUCUUUUAUCAAAUGGAGUCGGGAAAAGCGCAGUUAUCAGUCAUCAAUGCAUGGAAGGAACAAAAGAUAACAAAGGUGACGAACAAGACUGAGAAGAAGCUCCUAGAGAUUUCAGCAUGGGAAAAAAAGCAAACAACCAAGAUCGAAUCUCAACUCGCUAAUACCCAGCGGAAGAUGGACAGUAAGAAAAAGGAGAAAGCAGAGAAACUGAGGAGCAAGAAAGCAGCAGUUCAUGCAAAAGCACAAGAGAAGAAGGCAUGGGUUCAAAUCCGACGCACUCAAGAGAUCCUCGAUGCAGAAGACGAAGCUGCUACGUUUCAAGCCACGGGACAGAUUCCCAACAAGUCAUCUUGCAGCUGCUUCUGAUAUCAUCAGCAGUAACCUGAGUUGCAGACUAUCACCUAUAACUAUCACCUAUAAUUGUAUCGUUUUACGUGUGUUUUCAUAUUUGCUUGUGUUGGUCAUGGAACAAAUCAUUGUUCAACUAUCA